CUUAAAAACUAUUUUAGAACCAACAAUCUAUUUAGUCAUUUAUCCAAUAGCAUAUCACGGCCUAAAAAAUAGAUUUGUGCAAACGAUCGAACUACUUGAGAAAGUGAACAAUGGAAAUAUACAUAUUUUUUUAUUUUUGAUAAACAAAAUUAUUGCACGAGAGGCAUUGUUAUUAGAGUUAUGUUUUCAUCACAUCGUUACCAUAGCAACAGACAACGCUUACUGGUCGAAAUGGCGUGAAUAUAGUCAGAGAAAUGCUUAUUUUGAAAUGGGUGCAUGUUGUCAAACUAUGGAAGAUGAGAAUUCAGUGCGCCCUGUGACUGUGGUACAGCAUCCACUUUUUGGCCCUGAACCAGUAGUAACAACAUGCACAAACUGUGGGAAAGAAGUAACAACGGAAAUCAGCCGACACACCUCUGCUUGUUCAUAUAUCACGUGUAUUCUAAGUAUUUUUAUUUGUUGUCCUUGUUUCUGGUUGCCUCUUGUUUGCCCAUGGUUUAUGGACACCAUCCACGCAUGCCCGAACUGUAAGGAAACCAUGGGGAUAUAUUCAAGGUUUAACUGAACGAAACAAGCAUGAGGAAAAUUAAAGAACAAUGUGCAAACUAUAUUUCAAUACAUAUUGGCAGCUAAUGGUAAUAUGGCCGAUAUUGUAAAUGAACAGAUAAAAAUGCUACAGAUUAAACUCCAUACUUUCAUUAAUUUUCCUAUUGCUCAACUCCGCCAUCUGUAUUUUACAAUAAGAUGUUUCAUUCUAACAAAUGAUUUGCAUUUACAGUUGCCUAUUUUGAACAAAUAUUAUCCACUUAUUAGGGAAACUUCAUGUGAUAAUAAAUUCUGUUCUUUUUUUCUAAUUUAAUAACUUAAUUAUAAGUUGUGUGAUAUUAUGUUCGUAAUGUCAGUUGUAGUUAUAAAGGGAAAUAUGAAUUAUUUGUGACGAUUUUAUUAAGUCAAAAAAUUUUAUGACAAAUAUUUAUGUAGUUUCUAUGUUAAUGAAUGAUUGUCUUUAGAUGUGAAUUAUAUGUUAAAUCUUUUGAAUCCCGCGUAUAAUAUUGAUAUAGAAUUUUAGUGUUUUUUUGCUAUGAUUUGAAAAUGGAACUUAUUUAUAUGAGUUAAUUGCUGUAUUUCAUCAGCAAAAACCUAUAUCUUACUAUAAAUGUAUUUAUAGUAUGUCAUUUUUAUUCAAUAGAAAUUACUACUUCACUAGUAUUUAUGUAUUCAGUUUUGCACGUUGAUUGCAUGGUUUGAAUUUUUAUAAGUUAAAAUUUGUUAAAAAUUAUAGAAAAUUAAUUUUCUAUUUAUCAUCAAUUAUGUUUGUGUAAAAAAUUUCCAGUAGUUAUAUUAAUAGCUUAUUUAAUGUAUAGUGUUAAAAUAAUUACAAAUAACUCUCCUUUUCUCCAUUAAGUCUCAUAAAUGGAUGAAUAAGGUGACCAUUGUUAAAAAGAGAAGUUUCCACAUUCUUUUAAAUAAAAAUGUUAAUAAAAAUAAUUAUUGAAACGAAAAAGA
Parasteatoda tepidariorum (common house spider) is the source of this 1506-nucleotide messenger RNA. Lineage: Eukaryota; Metazoa; Arthropoda; Arachnida; Araneae; Theridiidae. The record is from RefSeq and is a predicted model, not a curated record.